UUUGAUCUGUAGUCAAUAAAGUAAGCCCUGUCAAAAGUUUACAUAAUUUGUCAGGAAAAUCUCAUUCUUGUUGAAAUUCGAUACAUUUCACUAGCACAUUAAUCUUCGAAGCUAAUUUUCAGGCUUUUCAUCAAAGUUAAAAUGCAAGCUAUUCGUCCCUUUUCAAAGCUUGCUGCACGCAAUGCGGCGUUUCUCACCCGUGGAUAUCAUGCACCCAGCAACUUUCAUCUGUGCACGAUGAAUGAAAUGCCAGUACCGGAAGGAGAUUUCUUUGAGGAACAUAAUCGCAAAAACCGUACCUACAAUGCGGUGCUUGCAGCCGGAGUAGUUAUCUUUGGAGUUACUCUUACAGUUGCCAAAGAAACUGGAUUAAUCUACUUAAACUACAAUGUACCAAAUCUUGAUUAGAUGAUACACUGAAUAUUAGAUCCUAUUGUGAUGUGCUAAAUAAAUAAUCUCAAUAAAA
Molecule: messenger RNA, 466 nt
Organism: Malaya genurostris
Lineage: Eukaryota; Metazoa; Arthropoda; Insecta; Diptera; Culicidae
Exons: 3
Coding region: 142-408 (88 amino acids)
Source: RefSeq, a predicted model, not a curated record